AUGUAUAACAACACUACAAUUUUACUAGUGAUUUGCUGUUUCAUCAAUUUUAUUGCAAACAACGCAGAUGGAUUUCAAGGAAUAUAUGAGGCGAAAUCAGCUAAAGACGAUUUAAAAGGAUGCGCUGUAUUUGAAAGGCAAUGUUUACAGUUAGACAAUGAUUUUGAUCUUUUGUCUUGUGCUCUGAACAUAACACAUAAUAAUAAAACUCAAAUUCCUAUUGUAUGUCAACAUAAACUCUGGACACAUCAAAUCAACUUACUUGAUAAUAACUUUAUUGAAGACAAAAUAAAAGAGCCAUGUCAAGAUGAAACUAUUCUUACAUAUUGUCUAGGCUCUAACUCAAAUUCCUUGGAUUGUAUUCUUAAAAGAAAAACAAUUUUGAAAAAUAAAUCAUGUCAAAGAGCAAUAACUCGAUUAGAAUCAAUACUCUUCAAUGAUUGGCAAAUAACUGGAAAUUUCUUAAAGAACUGUUUUGAUGAUAUUGAAGCACAUAGUUGUGGCAGGGUACCAUCUGAUCCAAAAACCCUUUCACAAACGUUUACACUUAAAUGUCUCCAAAAUCUUAUGGAUACAUUACAUCCCAAAUGUCAAUCUGAAAUUACUGCCUUAAAAGAAAUGAAAUACACUACUUUACAGAUUGAUAAACUUGUAUUUGCUGCAUGUAAUACAGACCAAAAAAAUUUCUGCCCAGAAGAAGUACCAGAUUCAUUAUUAAUGUACAAAUGUCUUGUACGACAUAAAUAUGAAAAUGCCAUGACGAAACAGUGUCAAGAUCAAUUAUUUUAUUUACAAAGAAAUAUGGUAAUGAAUUAUAAAAAUAGUAAAAGCUUGGUGAAAUCUUGUAAAGAAGAUAUACGUAAAUAUCACUGUCGAAAAGGUGUCGUGGAAGACAAAGACGUACGACUUGCACAAAUUUUACUAUGUCUAGAAAAUGUUUCACGCAUCAAUAGCACAAAUCUUUCUCCAGAAUGUAUUGCUGAAAUGACUGAUCAUAGAAAAAUGCUUAUGGAUGACUAUAGAUUAUCCCCAGAGUUAAUGCAAAAUUGUGCUAAUGAUAUCACAAUGUUAUGUAAAGGUAUUGAAGCAGGGGGCCGUACAAUACAUUGCUUAAUGGAACAUGCUAGACCACGAAAAAGAAAAGAUAAAAGAAUUAGCCUAGCUUGUCAAAGAUCUUUGGAAAUAUUAGUACAAGAAGCUGACCCUGGUGAAGACUGGAGAGUUGAUCCAAUUUUAAGAAAAGCAUGUAAGCCAGUUGUCGAUAGAGCUUGUCGUGAAGUUAAUGGGGGCAAUGGUAGAGUUAUGUCUUGCCUCAUGGAGAAACUAGGGACAGUUCUAAUGACAACAGAUUGUGAAAAUGCACUACUGCAAAUACAAUAUUUUAUUUCUAGAGAUUUUAAACUUGAUCCUCAGUUAUAUAAGGCUUGUAAAUUUGAUGCUGUUACACAAUGUAAAGCAAAAUUACAGUGGGCCGAUAUUAAUGAACAUCCUUCUGAAAAAGAUCCUCUAGUAUUACCUUGUUUGUAUAAUUAUGCUUAUAAUUCAGAGCUCAGAGGUGUACUUAAACCAGCAUGUGAACAGCAGGUAAGAAGAGUAAUGAGACAAAGGGCUGUUAGUGUUGAUCUGCUCCCUGAGAUAGCUGAUAGUUGUAUAGAUGAUUUGGCUAAUAAUUGUUUUGAAAAUACUGGGAAGGGCGAAGAAAUUAUGUGCUUACAAAGUAAAAUAAAAGAGUUAUCACCAAAAUGUAAGGAAGUUGUGACAAACUUUACUGAAACACAAAGUGACCACAUUGAACUGAAUGUUGUUAUAAGUACCAAUUGCAGAGUUCCUAUAGAAAAACUCUGUACAUCUCAAUUAAGAAGCAAAAAAGAUGAAGACGAUAUUUUGGAUUGCCUAAUAGCACAUAAAAAUGAUGCAGAAAUUAAAGCAAAUAUAAAAUGUAGGGCUGCCAUUGAACAUGAACAAUUAAUCUCGCUUAAAAAUUAUAGAUUCACAAGGAAAUUUAAAAAUGCAUGCAAAUCUUAUGUUGUAAGAUUUUGUCCAAAGGCUCAAACAAAGGUGCAGGUUGUGAUGUGUUUGAGUGAGAUUAUAAGAAAUGAUACUAUAACAAGAAGAAAGCACACUAUAUACAAGGAAUGUCGUCAACAACUUAGAAGUCAACUAUUUCAACAAAAAGAAAAUAUUGACUUAGAUCCAGAACUUAAAGAAGCAUGUAAAAAUGAUUUGCAAGAAUUUUGUCCAUCUGUACCUCACGGUGAAUCCGCAGCUUUGGAAUGUCUCCAAACAGCUAAGGGAAAGUUGAGUGAUAAUUGUAAAAAGGCAAUAUUUAUUGUACGAAAACAAGAGUUUUCAGACAACGGUAUUGAUUAUCGUUUACUAACGAGCUGCAGUGAUAUGAUAGAUUUGUAUUGCCACAAAACAGAACCAACAGUCCUUUUAGAUUGUUUAAAGGCACAUCGCCAGGAAGCAGACUUCAGUAACAAUUGUAAGAUUGUAGUUGUUAACAGAAUGAUAGAACAAAACUUGGAUUAUCGGUUCAACAAUAACUUACAAAAUGCUUGUAAAGGAGAUAUAAAAAGAUUUUGCAUGAGCGUGAUUGUUAAUGAACCACAAGAUGUUGAACUUCAAGGUAAAAUGUUGUAUUGCUUAAAGGAUAAAUUCAGAGAGUCUAAACUAGAGAAAACUUGCGAAAAUGAGCUGGCGAAUGUUUUGAAAGAGCAGGCUUUAAAUUAUCGCCUUGAUCCACUCUUAGGGAAAUUGUGUAAGGCUGAAAUUCAAACGAUAUGCACAGUGCCAAAUGAUUCCAUUACUAAUUCGGAUGGACAGGUGGAGGAAUGUUUAAAAAAUGCACUUUUGAAUCACAAAAUUGUGUCUGCUGAAUGCGCGCGUGAAGUAGUACAGAUUAUAGAAGAAACAGAAGUGGAUAUUGAGGCUGAUCCUUUGUUAGAACGAGCUUGUGCUUUGGACUUGUUGAAAUACUGCAAAGACCUUGAACAUGGAGCUGGCAGACGACUUAAAUGUUUAAAAAUUAUUCUAAAUGACAGCAAUAGAAAACUUGAAACAGAAUGUCAAAAGGAAUUAUCGAGCAGAUUAGAGAUGUACAGAUAUGUUGCUUCAGUAAAUGUGAUAGAAAACCUUGGUGAUAUGUAUGAUGAGAUUUCAACUUCACCUUCUAAAAAAUAUUUUUUAGUUGUAGGAAUUUCAAUUGUAGGUUUAAUUUUUAUAUUUGGUUUAUAUUGUGGUCGUGUAACUAAAAGGGCAAUGUAUAUAAAAAGAAAA
Messenger RNA from Brenthis ino (lesser marbled fritillary), 3279 nucleotides. NCBI's taxonomy places the organism in Eukaryota, Metazoa, Arthropoda, Insecta, Lepidoptera, Nymphalidae. The record is from the annotation of a GenBank genome assembly.